AAGGGAGGCCGGCUGGGGACAGGAGAACCCAGAGGCGCGAGGGGCUGCGUGGAGAGCCCGGAAGACUGCGGCCAUGCCUCACAGCUCCGACAGCAGCGACUCCAGCUUCAGCCGCUCUCCGCCCCCCAGCAAACAGGACUCAUCUGAUGAUGUGAGAAAAGUUCAGAGAAGGGAGAAAAAUCGCAUUGCUGCCCAGAAGAGCCGGCAGAGGCAGACACAGAAAGCUGACACCCUCCAUCUGGAGAGUGAAGACCUGGAGAAACAGAACGCGGCGCUGCGGAAGGAGAUCAAACAGCUCACGGAGGAGCUGAAGUACUUCACAUCGGUGCUGAGCAGCCACGAGCCUCUGUGCUCGGUGCUGGCCCCCGGCGCGCCCUCGCCCCCCGAGGUGGUGUACAGCGCCCACGCCUUCCACCAGCCUCACGUCAGCUCCCCGCGCUUCCAGCCCUGAGCUCCCCGAGGGCGGGAGAGAGCGGAGCCCCCAGCCCCAGCUGCUCCCAGGCCUCGGGAGGGGCACGCAGACUGUGGCCAGCGGCGCUCGUCCCUCAGCGCCCUCUCCACCCGGAGACCCGGAGGCGGAGGCCUGGACCGGGAUGGAGCACAGGACGCAGCUGCUGGACGUGUGUGCGGCCUCCCGAAGUGUGGCCAACCGCCCGGCACCGUGGGCUGGACCUUCACGUGGGUGGGAGGCCGGAUCCAGAGCUACGUCAAGCAUA
Messenger RNA from Eubalaena glacialis (North Atlantic right whale), 716 nucleotides. RefSeq names its product basic leucine zipper ATF-like transcription factor (gene BATF). Lineage: Eukaryota; Metazoa; Chordata; Mammalia; Artiodactyla; Balaenidae. Gene Ontology annotation, biological process: regulation of transcription by RNA polymerase II. The transcript has 3 exons. The record is from RefSeq and is a predicted model, not a curated record. Bases 74 to 451 code for a protein of 125 amino acids. Gene Ontology annotation, molecular function: RNA polymerase II cis-regulatory region sequence-specific DNA binding; DNA-binding transcription factor activity, RNA polymerase II-specific. Gene Ontology annotation, cellular component: nucleus.